Molecule: messenger RNA, 399 nt
Organism: Trypanosoma conorhini
Lineage: Eukaryota; Euglenozoa; Kinetoplastea; Trypanosomatida; Trypanosomatidae
Product: putative DNA-directed RNA polymerase II
Exons: 1
Coding region: 1-399 (132 amino acids)
Biological process (GO): transcription by RNA polymerase II
Cellular component (GO): RNA polymerase III complex; RNA polymerase II, core complex; RNA polymerase I complex
Molecular function (GO): protein dimerization activity; DNA binding
Source: RefSeq, a predicted model, not a curated record
AUGUCAAUUCCUCAUGGUAUGCUGGUUUAUAACAAUGACAUCACGGCCGAUAGCUUGGUAGACACGAAGGGCACGCGCAAGAUAACUGAGGAAAUCUCAAGCAAGAUGCCGAAUUCCUCACUGUUUAAACUGGAGAAGGAGGAUCACACGUUAGCCAACCUUCUCCGCAUGAAGCUGCAUGAGGAUGCGCUGGUACAUAUUGCGGGAUACCGUGUGCCUCACCCGACGCAGCACCGCGUGGAGCUUCGCGUGCAAACUUCGUCAGAUGGCUCAGGUCGUCCUAUUCCUUCACCGAAGGAUGCCUUGUUGGAGGCGAUUGAUGCGUGCAUGCGGGACCUUCAAAGCUUUGAAGAACAACUUCGCUGGGAAGCUCAGUCAAAGGGUCUGCAGGCGGAGUAA